AUGAACUCAAUCAUGGCCUUCUCCAAAGUUUCUCUCCUCGUGCUUCUCGUAACCGCCGCUAGCGUCCUCAGCGUCUCUGGGCAAAGUGAGCCGUACCUAGUCACCAAGGCCCGUCUGACCCGCGCAGCGGCCGUCAGCGCCACAAACGACUUUAACAAAGCCAACGCGCUCGUUGCGCAGCGCUCUCAGGAGCUUAACGAUGCGGAUAAAGCCCUCGCAGGCACCGCUGCGGCAUACAACGACGCGUUACCCCUGGUGAACCGCCUCAAGGCGACCCUCGCGCAGAAACUCGCAGCCAAGGACAAAACCGCCUCCGUCAUUCCCGGCCUACAAGACAACCUCGAUGCCGCAAAGGCAGCGGCAAACGCGGCCGCAACGGGAACCGACCCUGCGGCGGAUCUUCAAUCCGCGAAGAAACGGGUUGAGCUGACAAACCAGCAGGUUUACCGUCAGAAGGAAGCUCUUGCCGGCUUGGAUUUGUUCGUCGCACAGGCGACUAAGGACGCGGCCAAUUCUAACCUCACGACCGCACAAGCCGAUGCUGCUCGGGCUGCGCUCAACGAUAAGAUGGCGAUGCAGACUCUCGCGAAGCAAAUUCUGGACGACAUGGUCGCACAGGCGAAGAGCGCGAAACAGGCGUUAGCGAAGCGCCAAGACUCGACGAAUUCCGCGACUGCGCCGGCGGGCCAAUCGACUGUUGCCGACGCGCAAGCGGCGCUGGACGCGGCGGUGAAGGCGGACAACGAUGCGGCGGCGGCGGUGGCGCAGGCGACGAGCGACGUGAACGACGCCCUUGCGUCGGUUCCGGCGAAAUCUGCCGCGGUUAAUAGCGCGAAGAUCGCGCAGAGCAAGGCUGUGGCGGCGAAGACGAGCGCGGACAAUAAUGUUGCGGCGAUGAAGAGCAGGAUGGACGCUGCUGUGGCUGUUGCUGAAUCUGCUGAGUCUGCUGCGAAGACUGCUGGUUACAAUUGGACGUGGUAA
Molecule: messenger RNA, 981 nt
Organism: Closterium sp. Yama58-4
Lineage: Eukaryota; Viridiplantae; Streptophyta; Zygnematophyceae; Desmidiales; Closteriaceae
Source: the annotation of a GenBank genome assembly